Cydia fagiglandana is the source of this 3340-nucleotide messenger RNA. It is a transcript of the gene Cht11, whose product is annotated as chitinase-3-like protein 2. Gene Ontology annotation, biological process: carbohydrate metabolic process; chitin catabolic process. The transcript has a single exon. The record is from RefSeq and is a predicted model, not a curated record. NCBI's taxonomy places the organism in Eukaryota, Metazoa, Arthropoda, Insecta, Lepidoptera, Tortricidae. Gene Ontology annotation, molecular function: chitinase activity; chitin binding. Gene Ontology annotation, cellular component: extracellular region. The coding region runs from base 126 to 1364 and encodes 412 amino acids.
UUUGUUGUUUAUCUCUUUAUACACAGUGCGUAAAACGUUAUCAAUAUUUUUUUGUUUACAUAACAAUUGGACCGCACGCCUAUAUGGCGACAAUAACAUUCCUUUAAAGCAUUUAAUUUUCUAAUAUGGAGAAGAACAUUGAUAGCAACCUGGAGGAGGGAGACCUAGUCGAGGUGCGGAAGGUGGAGGGCAGGCUGGUGAGGCACGCGCGGGCGCUGUACUGGGCCCAGUGCCUAAUGGUGUUCGUGGGCAUCACGCUGUCGUUCUUCCUGCUGAUGCCGCCGCCGCGCCCGCCGCCCGCGGCCGCGCUCGUCUGCUACUACAAUACGCCUCACGACGCGCGCUCGCUGCAGCCCAGAGACAUACCACCACACUUGUGUACACACAUCAAUGUAGCCUUCGCCAGUGUGCACAAUAAAACCUUGCACUUGGACCCGCCGCAGUUGACCGCAAUACGCCAAAUAGUGUUGCUUAAAAAGUCUAACCCUAACCUGAAGGUGCUUGUCUCUGUAGGAGGCGCUGGCGAGAACGGUUUCGCCGACAUGGUAAUCAAUCACGCUUCUCGUAAGCAAUUCAUUCGAUCCAUCAAAAGUCUCCUCCGUAACUAUACCUUAGAUGGAAUAGAUCUGGACUGGGAGUUCCCGACUGGCAACAGGCAGCGGCAACACUUCUCCCAGCUGCUUCGAGAGAUCCGAACAGAGUACCUUAGAGAAAAGCGAGAUUACUUACUGACAGUUGCUGUUGUGGCAGAGGAAACCAUUGCCGAUGCAUCAUAUGAUUAUGAUCAACUAAACUUGUACACUGACUUUGUGAAUGUUAUGACUUACGAUUUUCAUUUCUACACUAAAAUGACUCCAUUCACUGGCUUCAACUCCCCGUUGUAUUCUGAACCGGGGCAGCGUUUCUUCCUUUCCACGCUGAAUGUAAACUACACAAUGCACAUGUACCUCGCUAAAGGGCUAGCACCGGAAAAGCUUGUAGUUGGGAUUCCUACAUACGGGCACUCAUUUCAGCUGGUAAAUCCAGGUAACACAUUGCCAGGUAGUCCGGCAGUGGGGCCGGGCAGUCUAGGCGCUGGUGGAUUUGUGUCAUAUCCGGAUGUGUGUCAGUUUGUGAAACAUCCUGGCGGGAAGCAGUCGCGGGAUGUUGCCGCGGCGGUGCCUUACGCGCACCGCGGGACUGAGUGGCUCUCCUAUGAUGAUGAAGAAAGUGUAGCGAGGAAGGCUGAGUUCGCAGCGCGAUUGGGGCUGCGCGGGGCUAUGGUAUACUCGCUUGACGCUGAUGAUUACUCCAAUGUCUGUGGGCUGAAGGCUCUGCCGCUCGUGUCCGCCGUCCGUCGCGCGCUGAACGGUCCUCUGAUUUAAUAGGUACCUGUUUCUUCCUAGCCACGUAGGUGAUCUUGUACAUCGCGCUGGACUUCAUGGCGGAGUGCCGCGGGCCGCGUGGGCGCGCGGGUCGCGGCGAGCGAGCGCGGCGUGAGCAUUGUGCGGACUUAUUAACUUUUACGACGAAAAAAACAGAAUGCCGGCCUUACGAGUACUGUUCCGUUUACUGCAAGGUUUCCGCGCGAGCGCGCGCGCGACGCGCAUCGCCGCCAGCGUUAUGUUAAUCGCUUAUAAUUAACUAGAGAAAUUAUAAGAACGUUAUGUAUUAUUUUAGUAAUUUAUUAGUGGUUUUUUGAUACACAUAUGUUUGAUUUGAUAAUCCAUGUAAAGUCAGUUUGGGCAAGCACCUCCGCGAGACAAGUGACGUAUUGGCUUUGCUAAGAAAAGAGGUGUUCUGGAGUUGCCCUUGCCCCAACCGACUUUACGUAAAUGGGGUAACCUGUCGUAAAAUCGGCAAUGGCCAGCAAUUCAAGACCCACUUUAAGAUAUGUUACCCUAUUCUUGGAAACUGAACUGCUGUAAUUGUUGUGAUGAAAUGCAUGACUUACCGCAUAGCGGGAGCGCGGAGUAUUGAGGCUGUGAUGUGCAAACAACAUGUUUAUUGUUACUAUUUGGUUCGUGAUUCGUGUGAGAUCUGGCUAUUGCGAGUUGCAAAUGAAUGGACUCCCACAAAUCACUAACAGAAGUGAAUGUUAUUCCAUGAGCUGACCGAGGGCAUCACACACUGACCAGUCCAGUGUUAGCAAGCUGCCAAAGCCAAAUUGCUUGGAUACAUUAUGAAUAGAAUUCAUUGAUAAUAAAUGAAUGGAAUCCAUUCAUAAUCAGAGCUCCUAUUUAUACUGGUUUGAUGAGCUCUGCAAGCUAUCGUAAUAACGACCAAGGGGCCAAUUCGAGUCGCAAAAGUGUUAGGUGUGGCGUGACUAGCACACGACUGGCAGAUUUUAUAAACAUGAUUGAGGAAAGUGGACAUGUCCUAGGUUAUACCCGCCAUCGCCAGUUUGAUACCUCGAAUGGGCCCCAGAUUAUUGGCUACUAUAUAGUAGCAAAAGCUACCAUUUCAGCAUUUAUAAAUAGUUACGAUAAAGGGUGCCAUUAUGAUGUAAAACUUCUUAGAAAUAAACACUUCUUUGUAUACGUUACUCAAGUUCUAAUAACUGGCUGUGGCCUGAUGACCGAUCUGACGAUAUGUUGAAUAAAAGUUGUUAUAAUUAAGAUAUCGUGUCGUGAUCUAUGGUAAAAUUUUAACGACCUCCGCCUAUACUGGCUAUAGGUAGUGAGACUGCCUAUGCAGCAGGAGGUCCCCGCUUCGAUUCCUGGUAAAGGCAGUUAUUUAUGUGUUCAUCACAUAUAUUUGUUCCUGAGUUAUGGAUGUUUUGGAUUGGAUGGAUUUAUCAAUGUCUAUCUAUUAUGUAUCUCUCACACAAUACAAGCUUUAUUGAGCUUUGUGGGACUAGGUCGAUAUGUGUAAGAUAUUUAUUUUUAUUGAAAUUGUUCGGUUAUUUUAGCCUACCCUGUACAUAAGGUAAUAAAUUAUGCAUACCAAGCCCACAUUAAGUGCAAAUCCGACAUAAUAUAUGUUAUAGAUGGAUGUGGUCGACAUUGAGCACACCUGUGUGGGUGACGAUUGCAUCAUACAAAUAGUCGACACGACUGAUCGUUCCUAGACCUUAUUACAAAGUAAUAAGAGCUAUCAAAGCUCAAGUGUCGCUAUACCUAGAAUACUGCCUGUGAAACUUUACAUUCUAAAUGACGCAUUUUCUAACUAUAAUCUGCGAUUUUAUCAAUUUAAUCGUACUGUACGAGUAUCUGUAUUUGUAAUGCUGAUGAUAAUUUAUGUUUAGAGUAAUUAUUAUCACAUCAAUGACCAUCAUCCGGUAUGAAAGUUAAGUUCAAGUGUAUUUCAAUGUAAAUAGAUAAGUACAUUAUAAUUUUCAAGAUAUACAUUUUGUAAGUAU